UCUCAUCUAAACGUGGACAGCGUUGAUUUAUUUGAGAAUCCCCAGCUAGCACAAGUACCAUGGGAAUACGUGUCGUUAUACGCUGGUGAUUGCAUCUACUUACCUUCCCAAUAUUUACACCAGGUUCGUUCAUACAAUCGUUCGAUAUCCGCCACUUACUUGUUUUACCCUCGAGAUUUCUUCGAUGAUUCGGAUUGUUCGGAUGUUGACCUGGAUAGUUACCUCAGUCUUGAUGAUGUUUAUGUUUACUGGGUGUACGAGAAGGGGCAGGAGACGGUUGAUAUGGGGUACGGAAACCCCGUCAACACACGAGGAACAUUCGAAGAUAUAAUUAACCUUCUAAACAUCCAACAUCUCAACUUACAUUCCUUCCUCUACCUAAUGUUCAUUGCAAGUUCCGAUGAAGCAGUGAUGGAGAACCCGGCGCAGAUAUCUGAGUUUUACCACGCCAUCGACGUCAAUAAGGAUGAUCGAUUAAGCAGGGAUGAGAUGUCCGGAAUCACCAUCGAGCAAUGGAAGGAUCUUUGUAGGAAAUCUGAUUCGCCUCAUGGCCCUACUAAAUCGGAGAUGGGGGACAACGCUGAGAAGACGAACGCGUCAGCCGCCUUCAACCCUCGCAACAAUGAUUAUUACAGCGAUGCUGAGACAACCAAACGACUUGUGCAGUUUAUAAUGGAAGAGCACGGAUACAAUGGGGUGUUACCUUACCAUAAGUUCAAAGAACUUAUUGAACUCAAGAGCGAAGAUCACCCGAACUCAGCUUUUAUCAUUCUUGAUACAAACAUGGAUGGUUUGUUGAAACCCGACGAAAUAAAUAAGUUGAAACUUCUGCCGUUCAGACAAGUUGCAAGAAUGGGUCCGAUAUAUGUGGGCGACAACGCUGAAGCUUUGGAGGAAUUUGAAUCUAUUCCCGGGUUCGCUGGUAAGGUUGUCACACAAGCGAUGAUAGAUAUCGAGCAUGAGAUGGAGUUGAAGCAUCCGGUGAUGGAAGUCUUGAAGCAACUUGCAGAGGAAAUCAAAUCGGAGCCGAACGGAUGGUCGGUCGAAGUAUUCACCAAGCGAAUGAAAAUGGUGUACGACCAACCGGACGCGAAAUAUGUUGAUUAUCCUUUCUUGUUUUCCUUGCUGGACCGGGACAACACAGGGAUGGUCACCGUGGAAAACAUGGAGUGGCUAGUUUACAGUGAGGAGGCUAACACACCACUGCGACAAAUUGCCCCGAAAGAGGGAGAUGAGCCAGUGGUGAUUAAGGAGCGAUAUCAGCCCGCCACUGCACGUAGGACCCUGGUGAAUCUGGUGGACACGAUGGUAUCCGUCAACCAGAAGAUGAAAUAUAUCAAAUAUAAACUGGCUUUGGCCAAGAAGAAGAAGGACAAGAUGGCACACGGCAAGAAAGAGGGGGGCAAGAUGGCACAGGGCAAGAUGGAUGCCGAUGCUAAAAGGGAUGAGCUCUAAGUUUAGAAUGGAUGAGAUGUAGUUGUUGUAUGAAAAGAUUUAAUGUAAAAAGUGGAAUAAAUCUAAUCCUGUUUAAAGUAAAUUGUCGAAAAAAUAAUUGUGACAUUCAUUUUAUUAAUUUGUAAAUUUUGUUGCAAUUUGUAAUUUUACCCACAAUUCUGUGCAAUAUUGUCAUGCCAUAAUGAGAUUAUGAUGUCAUAAUAAGAAAUGUUAUUUCUGUGGAUUUUCCAAAUGUUUGUGAAUAAAGAAAUAUCAUUCAA
Ciona intestinalis (vase tunicate) is the source of this 1715-nucleotide messenger RNA. NCBI's taxonomy places the organism in Eukaryota, Metazoa, Chordata, Ascidiacea, Phlebobranchia, Cionidae. The record is from RefSeq and is a predicted model, not a curated record.